AAAAAAUGGAGAGCAAUUAAAAUAGGCAGCCGAGCCUCUGGCUCUUCUUGACAUACAGUGAGUUUCACGGCCAGUCCAGGACCAAGUCCCAGCCCUGCAGCCCCUGCCCAGCCCUCAAGACCUCCCCAAGGCCAGUUCCUGAUGAAUGACAACCAUCUCCCCACAUUGGAGGACCAAGUCCUCUGCCCCAUUUGCCUGGAGGUGUUGCGCAACCCGGUCACUACCGCCUGCGGGCACAACUUCUGCAGGACCUGCCUCCAGGGUUUCUGGGACCACCAGGCAGCUGUGGGAGAGACGCUGUAUUGCCCCCAGUGCCGAGAGAGCUUCCCCUCCAGGCCUCGCCUCUGCAAGAACGUCAUCCUGGAGGAGAUGGUGACCCGUUUCACCCAGGCCAAGGGCCAGGCCUUGGGGUCCUCUCAGAACCUGGCCGGGCCCAGAGACGUGCCCUGCGACUUCUGCCCAGAGAAGCUCAAGUCAGUAAAGUCGUGCCUGCCGUGCAUGGCCUCCCUGUGCGAGAAGCACCUGCGCAGCCACUUCGAGGACCGGGUGUUCCAGGGCCACCAGCUGCUGGGGCCCGUGUGGGACCUCAAGAGCCAGCUGUGCCGGAAGCACUGCAAGCUACAGAGGCUGUACUGCCGCACGGAAGGCUGCUGCGUGUGCGGGGCCUGCCUGCUGAAGGAGUGCAAGAACCACGACACCAUCCCCCUGGAGGAGGAGCGUGCCAGCAAGGAGGUCGAGGUUCGGAAGGUCCAGGCCAACGUGGAGAACCAGAUGCUGAUCAUCACCUCUGACAGCCAGCAGCACCGGGGCCAGGUGGCUUUUCUCUCGAAAUUGAUCCAGACAACUCGGGAUGAGGUGAUCACCUGCUUCUCGGAGAUCAUCCAGGAGAUCAAACGGAUGCAGAUGAAGGUCUUGGAUUUCAUGGAGAAAGAGGAGGCGGCCGCCCUGGGGAAGCUGGGCAGCUCCAUCCAGCAGAGCCACAAACGGCUCCUGAAGCUGGAGGGGGACAGCAUCUGGCUCCGCACCCUGCUCGCCAGCCGGAGCGACCAGCAAUUUCUGCAGGAGUUCCCUGGGCUGAAGCACUUCCCGGCCUGCAUGGAACCCCUGGCGGGCACCAACCGUGAGGAGAAGCAGAGCUUCCUCCAGCUGCCAGAGACCUCGGCAGAGCUCCGCACCCGCCUGGCGGACGUGGGUCUCGGCUUCAUCAGCCAGCUCUUCCUGAGGGCCCCUCCAUCUUCCCCCGGCAUCAGGAUGCGCUCCUGUGAGGUGCUGCCGGCUGUGGACAGGGGGACACUCCUCAAGUGUUAUUGCAACCUAAACUUCGACCCCGCCACGGCCAGUGAGGAGCUGUUCCUGUUCAAGGAGACCCACUCAGUGGUGAACCUGGGCAUCCUCCUGGAGCUCUUCGCCGCGGGCGGCCCCUUCCCGGGCGGCUUCAAGCAGUGGCCGCAGGCGCUGUGCUCGCGCGGCCUGGCAGAGGGCUGCCACUACCGGGAGGCCGAGGUGUCCAACUCGUGGGUGUGCCUGGGCGUCACCUACCGUCGCCCCCCCCUCCCCCCCCCGCUCGGCGGCCGCCCGCGCCGCAACAUCAUCUACCUGCUGGGCCGCAACCCCUACUCGUGGUGCCUGGAGUGGGACUCGCUCAAGUUCCCCGUGUGGCACAGCAACACGCAGACGGUGCUGCGUGGCGGCUACCACCGCACGCUCGGCGUGGGGCUCGACUGCGGCGCCAGCUGCCUCUCCUACGGCGUGGCGGGCGGCGUGAGCCUCACCUACCGCUUCCUGGCCUCCUUCCUGGAGCCGCUCUACCCCGCCGUCAUGGUCAGCAGCGGCGCCUCGGUCACGCUCAAGCAGCGCCCGGAGGCGUAG
Messenger RNA from Physeter macrocephalus (sperm whale), 1869 nucleotides. RefSeq names its product E3 ubiquitin-protein ligase TRIM47-like. Lineage: Eukaryota; Metazoa; Chordata; Mammalia; Artiodactyla; Physeteridae. Gene Ontology annotation, molecular function: protein binding. The record is from RefSeq and is a predicted model, not a curated record.